AUGACAUAUUCAUGUGUUCAAUUGAAUGAUUUAUCCGAUGAAAUUCUUUUGAUUAUUUUGAAAAAAUUGAACAAUGUCGAAGUACUUUCCUCUUUAUUCAAUGUCAAUAAGCGAUUAAAUAGAAUUGUACAUGAUUCAAUAUUUACUAGUGAUUUAACUUUAUUAAAAUAUUUGUCGGAUGAUUCUACUUAUUCAUUACCUGAUUCACUACUAGAUCGAUUUUGUUCGGAAAUCUUACCCUCGAUUGAUCAUAAAAUAAAAUGGUUUACUCUUGAAUCAUUAUCUAUGAAACGUAUUCUUCUUUCUACAAAUUAUCCUAAUCUCAAUGGACUUGGUAUAUAUAAUAUUAAAAUGAAAGCUGCUUUAUCUCUCUUUACUGAUGCGAUUACUUUUACUGAUCUAUUCAAAAAUCAAAUUUUAUCAUUUGUGAUUGAAAUUAUUGACAAAAAUUGUUACGAACCAAAUAUGAAUAUAAUUAUAUUUACAAAUAUCUUUAAAAAUUUUCCCAAUUUAAAAUAUUUAAAUUUUAAUCCAUCUUUUAUUUGUGAUCAAUAUAUAUCAUUCAAUUGGUCAUCUCCAACCAUUUUCUCUUCGACUUUGCUAACAUUGCAUGUCAAGGUAUCGUCUGUUAUCGAUUGUCUUCAUUUACUUGAUGGUCGAUUUAAUCAACUUCAUACAUUCUAUGUUCAUACAGGAUCAGCGUAUUCUCGUCAACAAUCCUUACAAAUCAAUAAUAAAGAAAAAUUACCAAAUUUAAAAUGUUUUUCAUUAUCUUCUGCUGAGCAAUUAGAUUUGUACGAUGAAAUAAUCAUACCACUUUUACAUCGAAUGUCAAAUUUAGAAAUACUCAUGUUCAUUUGUUCAUUUAUUCAUCUUAACAAUAAAAUUAAUUUACCAUCAAAUGAAGAUAUUCAAUAUUCAUUUAAAGAUUUUAAUUAUAAUCAAAUUAUUUCUUGUGUUAAUUAUUUUCGAGAGACGCAAUGCGGUGAAUAUCAUAUCUAUUCAUAUCCAUAUACACUGAGACAUUAUUAUUAUAUAAGAAAUAAUUUUCCAGGUGGAUUAUUUAAAUGUGUUCGUCAAGUAUCAUUAUAUGAUGAACAUCCUUUUGAACAUGAAUUUUUUCUUCGUAUUCAAAAAUCAUUUCCAUUGAUGGAAAAAUUAACUUUAUAUAAUAAGAAACGACAAAAUAAUAAACAAUAUAGAAAAUCAAAAGAGAAUAUCGAACAUCUAUCGAUCGUUGAAUAUCCUUAUCUUACCAACCUUACUUUAUAUAAUACUCAUUAUGAUUAUAUUGAAGAAUUUCUACUUGAUACCAAAACAUGUUUGACAAAUGGUGUUUAUCUCUCUCUUAAUUAUAAAUCUUUAAAAAAAGUUACACGCAAUUUUAAAAGAAAUGCAACACGAAUUAAUUCUAAUAAAGUCAAUCGUUUACAUAUUUCUGGUGAAUUCAAAAUAACUGAACGUUUGAAAAAUUAUUUUUCUCAUGCAAUAAUAUCUAAUAAUUAUUAUGGAUUUAUUUGA
Molecule: messenger RNA, 1521 nt
Organism: Rotaria sordida
Lineage: Eukaryota; Metazoa; Rotifera; Eurotatoria; Philodinida; Philodinidae
Source: the annotation of a GenBank genome assembly